CAAAAUAACAUUAAUUUGAUCAUUGACGUUUCAUAGCAAGCAAAUUAGUAGCUGAAAUUUAGAUUUUGAACGACCGUUCAUAAUAAUUGGUAUAACAGUAAGAGAGUGAUAUAUGAUUCAUAAUUAACUUUUUCUCAGCAACUCGAAUUAUUAUAAUAUAUAUUGGCCUUUAAUAUGGUAUCAGAGAUAGUUGGUCAAGUGGCUACAUAUUCGAAUCUCCAUGACUCUCAAUAUUUACAGUUGAUUAAAACACAAUGUAGUCAAAAUACACUUGAAUAGCCAUAGUUUUGCAUUUUGUGACAAUAAUAGUCAACUUUUUCAAAAUACACUAAAAUAGUCAUUCGUUCCAUAAAUUUAACGGAAUUAUAAAGAUGUUGACUAGACUAACGCUUUUUUGCUAACAUGACAUUUUUCGACCAGGUGAAAAUGGUUAUUUUCUUAUUAUAAUUAAAUGAAAAAAUAAACAAAUAAAUCUUUAAACAAAAUAUGUGCCUUCAUCGCGAAAACCUCUACUUCCCCUGUCUUGGCGUUUGUCAUUCUUGUUGCCCGAAAACCUCAUUUUUUCCUUCGACAAUUUCACUUCAAUCUCCUCCCUCGUUGGUUGUCAAAGUACAGCUCGAUGCCCCUGCUGUCGCUGGAGAGUUAUCUGCAACUCGCCGCGCUGACGACCUUCUUCAUCGAAUUCUUCAUGUUGCCCCUUUGAUGACCCCAACGCCGACGACCCACAUCCCUUUCCCCAACCCGACGAAGCCCACAGCCCCGCCGCCCACGAUCCCCUUUCCCCAGUCCUAAUAAAAGCCCACGGCACAGUCAACCUCUGAUACCCUUUCCCCAUCUCGAUAAAGCCCACGGCGCCACCGACCACCGAUCCCCAUCCCAAUGGCUACGGUAAAGGUAGGUCUGGGUCUUCGAAGGGUUUUAACGAAGGCGGAGGAAGUGGAUCGACAACUUUCUGAGUUUUGAUUUUUAAAUCUCCAUAAUCAAAUUUUUUUUGUUCAUUUGGCUUGUUGAUUUGAGGGUGAUAAAGAAAGGAAAUGGGUUCCCUUGAUAUGCAUGUAGGAAUGCGGAUCUGGUGACUAAGGGGGGAGGGUCCUUAGUCACUUGACUAAGCCCCCCUCAACCUUUGGAUUGAUCUGAAGGUCCAAAUAAAUCAAUAAAUUAUUAUUAAAUGAGAAGGGUAGUUUUGGCAUUAUCAAUAAGUUAUUAACUCUUAUUUUCAAGUUUUGUUUUAUUUAUUAUUAUUAUUGAUUUUUCCCCCUCUGCAACCGUCUCCUCCUCUUCCCUUUUUUGCUGCGAUGUCCAGAGAGAGAGAGAGAGAGAGCCAUGGCGGAGGAAAGAGAUCGCAACGCCGAUGGAGGAGAGAGAGAAAAAGAGAAAGGCGAUGAUGUCGAUGGAGAGAGAGAUGGCGGCGGCGCUACGCUGGAGGAGAGAGAGGCAACAGCCUUGGAGAGCGAGAAAGUAGAUCUAGUCGCGUCGUCGGAAAACAGAGGAGAAAAAGAGACGAUGGUGGAGGAGACAGAGAGAGCGUCGGCACGGUGGAGGAGAGAGAGGCGGUGCGGUGAUGGAGAGAGAGAGGUGGCAACGGUAGUAGAGAGAGUCAGCGGCGGCGGCGGUGGAAAGAGAGUUGACGACGACAACAACGGUGGAGAGAGAGGGAAGAACAAUGAUUUGUAAUGCAAGUGUUGUCGGUUUAUAUUGUUAGUAUUUUUAUAGGGUUAAUAUUUUCGUAUGGCCUGAACUUUGACCAAAAUAAACAUCAUGACCAAUCUUUUCGAUCUAUAACAUCCUGGCCCGAACUAUACACCAAAAUAAACAAUUUGGCCAGAUCCGACAUUUGACCGUUAACUUGGAAGGUCAAACACGUUGACCGUUAGUCAACGCGCCAUGUCACUGCCAAGUCAGCAUAAAAUAUUAAAAAUAAUUCACAAUUCCACACAUUCCCUAAUUUUAAAUUAUUAUAAAUUAAAAAAAAAUCAUCUAAUACCUUAGUUAAACCAAAAAUAAAAAACAAAAAAAAAUUAAAUAUUUAUCAGAUCUUCUGGCUUGGCAGUGACGUGGCGCAUUGACCAUUCAACGCGUUUGACCGUCCAAGUUAACGGUCAAACAUUGGGUUUGGCCAAAUUGUUUAUUUUGGUGUAUAGUUCGGGCCAGGAUGUUAUAGAUCGAAAAGAUUGCCCAGGAUGUUUAUUUUGGUCAAAGUUCAGGCCAUACGAAAAUAUUAACCCAUUUUUAUACAUAAUUCCAGUGUGAUUUGUAUGGUUUGUAUGUUUUGUAAAAAUGAUAAACAUGGUGAAAAAAAAAUAACAAAGUUUACAAACAUUACAAAAAAACCAACAAACAUUACAAAAUAACAAAUCUUACAAACAUUAGAAAAUAAACUGACAAAUAGUACAAACCAUACUAACCGUACAAAAUACCACUACUUAUAAUACAAAUCGAUAAACUGGAAUUACAAACCAAUAAAUACAAAGUAUACAAAAUAAAUAAAUAAAACAUUACAAAUUACAAUAUAUACAAAUUAGUCAUGUAAACAUUACAAACACAACAGACUAAAAUAACAAAGUGGAAUGAUAAACGAUACAAACUGAAUUGGUACAAACAAUACAAACUGAAUUUAUAAACAUUACAGUAUAGGUCGACAAACAUCACGAAUUCAACACUGUUGCCGGAAAAUCAUCCACCACCGUAUCUGGUCGCCGAAAAACUCACCCGCCGUCGCCGGAAAGUUGACCUCUCUCUCUCUCUCUGGGACGCGUCAAAAAUGGAAAUGGUGGCUCUCUGGGACUCAAAAAUGGAUGGAAUGUAGAAAAAAGGUGCCGCCGGAAAAUCAUGGACGGCGGGGAGGAUGGUCGGCUACGGCGGGCAUCCUGGACAGCAAGAAAUUUUUGCGGCGGGAGUAUAGGGCUGACAUGCAGAGUCUUUUUUAAUUAUUAAUUAUAAAAAAAUAAAAUAACAAUGAACCAUUCAAUUACUAUAUUACCCUUCAUUAAAUUGAAUUAAUUGGAUCCAUUGGAUUUUAAUGAGCUUGAAGGAUUGAGAUCAACUUAGCCAAGUGACUAAGGACCCCCCCCCCAGGUCACCUAAUCUUAACCCAUGCAUGUAAAUGAUAGGGAUGGGAAAAUAGACCAGACCGUUAGAAAAACCGUGGUCCAAACCGUACCGCACAGUUUGGUCAGGACUGUAGACCGUUAAGUAUGGUCUGGUCUGGUCCAUGGUCUGUAUUAUUUUAUGUUUUGAUCUCUUGGUCUGGUCUGGUCUAGACCGCGGUUUACCGGACCAAACCGUGGACCCAACUGAAUUGUCAAUACGUGUUAACAGCCCAUUCGACCACUCUCCCAACUCCCACAACGACAGUCAAGUCUCAACCUUAGGUUUGUGAAUCUCGUCCCUCCUUCAUUCACAACCACAUUUAAUUGAGUAGAGAUAAUCGUGCCUGCAUAUGACAUUAUGUUAAUGUUUAUGACGUUAUGGUGCAAGUUGGGAUGCUUUUACUUUUUAUCUUUGUUAUGUACUACGAUUUAGAGUAUCAAAAUUAUUCAUGCAUGUUAGGAUUAAUGUUUUAAGGCAAAUAACAAUUAUUUUUCUUGGUUAUUGGUUCAAUUUUUUGUGUGGUUGACUAAACAAAUUAUUCAUUUUUCGUUGAGUGUGGUUUAUCUGGACCAGAUCAGACCAAACCGCACAUGCGUGAUCUGGACCGGACCAUAUAGUCUGUGGUCUAUACUUUAGUCUCUCAGUCUGGACCAUAGACCGUAUAUAUGGUCUGGUCUGGAUCAGACCGCACACCCUAAUAAAUGAAGAAAGAGUAGUUGUCCCGGUAGUAGUUGGAGAGCAAAAGAAUGACGAGAUUGGGGGAAAGGCUUGUAAAGCUCAAUGGGAAAUUAGAGAUUAUUCAGGAAAAGGGGAUUUUUUAUGCAGGCGGUGGCAGGGGCGAGUUAUUUAUGAAUAUUUUUACUAAAAUAAAUUAAUGUAUUUUUUUUAUUAAAAUAUGAUGUGGCGUUUAGGUGGCAUGAGUGUGUCUUGUUGGAGAUGAUGUGUCAGCCGAGAUGACAUCCACCUCAGCAUCACAUUUAGUUUACUAACGCUAACGGAGUCACUGAUGACGUUAAAGUUUUUAACGAAAAUAGCUAAAUUUGUCAAACUAGUUUUAAAAUAUGGCUAUAUUUGUGUAUUUAAAAAAAUGGCUAUAUUUGUCAAAAACGUCAAAGUUAUGGCUUUACAAGUGUAUUUUGCCCACAAUAUAUGACAUGCCUUUGCAAACUUUAAGCCCAUGAGUUGGCUUUCAUUUGAGAGACACGUAAGAAAGUGAUAUUUAAUCCAUAAUUAAUCGUCUGUUAGCAACUCGAAUUAUUACAACUAACUAUCAUAUAAUGAUGAAUUUUACAAUACUAUAUAACAUUGGUGCUAUAGGUUUUGCUUAUAUGGUACAACUUGAAGUUGUACCUUAACGUUAUGGUACAACUUCAUAUUGUACCUAUACUCUUUUGUACAAAUUCUUUUAUUGUACAACUUGAACUUGUACCUUUAUGUGAUAGUACAACUUGAAGUUGUACCAUAACCUAAGGGUACAAAUUCCUUUAUAGUACCAUCUGAACUUAUACAUUUAACAUUAUGAUACAACUUCAAAUUAUACAUUAAAGCACCAAUGAUAUAUAGCAUAACAGAUUGAGCUAUUUCACUUUUCAUAUUGGUAUGAGUCGAUUGGGGCGGGUUGCCAUCACACCUUACUGUGGUUUAUAUUUUCUUAAGUUCCUUAGUUAAAAAUCACAGUAGGAUGCUUACAAUCGAUAUAAGCAUUUGAUGCUUUGGAUUAUUGGAAAGAAUUUUCUUGGCUGGUAACAUAUACCUUAGGUCCAAUCGUACUAUUUAGGUUUUUAAAUUCCUAACAUAGAGGGAUAAAGAGGAAGACAAAGGGAUUUAUUUUAGGAGGAUUAUGGUUGUAUUUGAUGCUCACCAAUAAUUUGGGAUUCAUUUUAAGCAAUGAGAAUAUUUGUACAUUCUAAUUUUUAAAUUUUGAUAUCUUAACUAGCACCUAAUGAUAAAAACCAAUGUUAUCAGGAUCGAACCGGAGCAUGACCCGGUAAUGCGAAUGGUUCGCACUUUAGUGAUUCAACCGACAUUAGACCAUUUAAAAACUGUUAGAGAAUCGGUACCUAAUAAAUGUUAUCAGUAUAAAUAAUGGACAUUUCUUAAUCAGAGCUCGGAUCUUUCCUUCGAAAUUGUGAAAUGGAAAUAAAGGUUCAGUUUGAGAGCCCGACGUUUUUGGUUUAUUCCAAUUUUCAAUUUUCUGCAAUUGUUUGAAUUAAACUUAACGGCCGAAUGGCAAAAACCGGACGAGCGGCUCGAUCGGCUUGAGUGGUUAACCGCCUCGACCGCUCGCCAACCGCUACCUAAAACCGGAGCGGUUUUUAGACUGUUUCGAGCCGAUUUUAUGACCGGAUGGCGGUUUAACCGGUCGGGCCGAGCGGCUCAGCUCGGCUUUAAUAACACUGAAAAAAACUAUUACAUCAUCCUUAUUAAAAAAUUCUAUCAAAUCUCACUUCUCAGUACUCAAAAUUUUACUUAUGGGUUAAAGUUAUCUUUGGCAAAACACUUCAAAACAAUAUAUAAAAAAAAUUGGCUAAUGAUAAUAUGGAGAUAAUAAUAGUCAGUGGCGGACCGUGAAUAAGGCUUGGUCUAGUGGUAAUACCACUACUCUCAAACCUGGAGGUUUUAUGUUCGAAUCACUUCAGUAGCUCCUAAUAACAAAAAAUCAAUCUAUGUACCCUUAUCUAAAUAAAAAAAUAAGUGGCAACACAUUAAAAUAAUAAUUAAAAAAAUUAAGGGUGACCUCUUUUAAAAAAUUAAAAUAAUAAUUAAAAAUAAACACAAAAUUUAAAUAAGAAAAUAUCCAACUAGUACGAGUUACAACAACACCACCACAUGUUUUCAUAUUAUGGAAAAUUUGUAAAACCAAACUUCGUGUCUACAACGAUCAACAAAUUACUUUCAAUAUAUUAUACUAGACAAUUAUUCACGAGUUGAUCACCUAUUCGAUUUACAAACUAGUUCUUUACGUAACCAAAACUGAAAAUGCUUUUCAGCACUUGCAAUUGCAACUAGUAAAAUCAAAUGCAAGUUUGAAAACCAAUACAACCAGUAAAUUUUUAUUUCAUUCUAUAUAAUUAUAACUAUGUUUGAAAUAUGACAACACAUUUAUAUAGGCUAAUGAUGAACCUCUUCAUUAAUAAAAUGGCCUCACAUGUUUGAAUCACAUGAACUAUAACCUUUUCCCUAUUUUCUCGUACUCAAACUACUACCAGAGAAUAAUUUUAUCCAAAUCCUAAUAAAUCUAUUUGUUUUGGGUAGGAUAUAGUUGAAAUAUAUAUUAAUUCGAGUAUUUGUUUGAUAAAUUGGGUAGAGUAUAAAUAUUGCUUCAAUAAUUGGGUAUUAGAUUU
This is a messenger RNA of Linum trigynum, 6434 nucleotides long. NCBI's taxonomy places the organism in Eukaryota, Viridiplantae, Streptophyta, Magnoliopsida, Malpighiales, Linaceae. The record is from the annotation of a GenBank genome assembly.